AUGUACACUUCAGCAACUAUGGUCCCCAUCUCGCAAACGCCACUAACAACGUCCUUGCUUGCAUCCCUUCGUACGCUGAAGGACUGGUCGCCGUUCAGCAUAGAUGCUCUAGGACUGGUUACUAUGCUGGGCGGUAACGAGGUUGACAUCGCCGUCGGCCGCCUAGUUCAAAAUCCGUAUGCCGAAUUCCUACCGAUGCUCGGGGCAUAUGUCUUCGCCAACGACCAUUUCACUGCCCAGCUCCCUGGGUUCGCAUUAUACAAUAUAACUGACUCUAUAAUGACGACAGAGGUGAAAGGGUGGCUAGUCCGAUGGCUAAAGAUGCAGAAUCUCAGGACUAGCACCAGCUGCUUCACCUGGAACAUUGAACGGUCACCACAAUCUGGUUUCUUAACGAGGAACAUGCUUGCUCUUGCUAUUGGAACAAUAUCCACUGCACCGCUUCUCGUGUUAACCAUACUUAUGGGCGACUGGUUUGGACUAUGCAACGUGGUCGCUAUGGUAGUUUCCGUUAUUGUCCGAUGGUUUCUCCUCCUCGAGCGGCGAAAUGGGCUUGACGCUGGAGCAAAACGAGCUGUCAGUAAGGGCCGUGAGAGUGGCGAUCAAGACAUAGUCAAGGUAUUGGUUGCCCUUGACGAUGGCAAGCUUGUCUCCAUGUCCGCUCCCCGAGGCGUGGUGCGCCAAUGUUUUACGAGGCAGGCAGAUCUUCUACAUCCAGCCGCGUACAAGUUUGCUAGAGGAGCGGGCUGGUCUUCCUUUGCGGUCCAUGCCAUCGCUCUAGGCAUGUCAUCCCUUUUCACCCAGAUUUACACGGUAGUGUUAAUGUUGAGUGGUACAUUGCUCGCCUGCUACGGAGUUGGGUGCAACGAGCAACAUAUCACCCCCCGUAUCAGAGCCAAACAGCAGAAUAUUGACCGGGACGAUAAAAGAAUGUGGGCAUUUGUGUAUAUGGACAUGACUCGAAAGGAGGAGGCUGUAAUGGAGCACUGGUCCCUUCUCCCGCGGCGAUCUAAUCAGGGCUGGUGGACGGCCUAUGCGAAGGCCAAGGAGAAGCUGGUCGAAGAACAGAAUCAGAUAGCAGCCGUCCAGUAG
Arthroderma uncinatum is the source of this 1092-nucleotide messenger RNA. RefSeq lists its product as uncharacterized. The record is from RefSeq and is a predicted model, not a curated record. Lineage: Eukaryota; Fungi; Ascomycota; Eurotiomycetes; Onygenales; Arthrodermataceae. The coding region runs from base 1 to 1092 and encodes 363 amino acids. The transcript has a single exon.